AUGUCGGCCCCCACAAGCGGGCUUGCCAUCUUGGUGGAUGAAAAACGCGUCAAUGAGCUGUUGCAGCAGAAGAGCGGUCUGAAAGCGUUGUUAAGGUCCACUUUCAACACGGUGUUGUUUGUUUGCUUCCUGUUGCUUUUUACGUCUCUCGCUUUGAGCGAGCCGCGGUACAAGAUGAGGGCAUUUGAGGGCUACUUGAGGAGACGAUUUGAUACAAGCGCCGCUAUUGCGUUGGCGGACGUCUCUUCGGUGGAGAGCUUUUGGCAAUAUCACAACGCGUCUUUCAUGCCAGCUAUCUAUGGGGAAGACACGGCAAAGUACUCUUAUCCUGGAGCCGUCAUUCCCACCUGGCUGCAAGUGGAAGGGCCGAACUAUUUGUAUGGCAUGGGCAGACUACGCAUCCUCAACAUCCAGCCGAAUGUGGAUUGCCAGGUGGCUCAGCAGUUUCGGAACUAUUUCCCUAACUGCUACGGCCCUUUCACUGCCCAGGCUCUGGAUCAAGACCCGUACGGACCCACCAACGGUGAUGGGGUGGCAAGCUUCUCGUACUAUCGAGGUACGUCUGGUGAGAACUACGAGGGAACACUUGCUACUUAUCCUUCCGGUGGAUACGUGCAGAUCUUCACGCCGGACUAUCUCACCACCAACGCCAUGUUCCAAAUCAUGCGGACAGAUGGCUUCAUCAGCGAGAAGACCCGUGUGAUCUUCUUGGAGUUUGUCAUCUAUAACUUCAACCUGGGUUUGUACGCCGUGUGCCGGAUCGUGUUCGAGAUUGCAGCAGCUGGCGACUGGACCCAGACGUUCAACAUAGAUAUCCUCCUGCAGAGGAAUCUGCAACCGCUCGGCGCCGGUACAACAGAGGAUUGGCUCUUUUUGAUCCUCGAGGCAGCGUUGGUCCUCUUUGUGCUGCGGUAUGUGCUGGAGGAAGCCUCGGAGUUCAUCGGCUUCGAGACGAAGGGUACGAGGAUGCAGCUGUCCAUCAAGUGGGAUUACUUCUUGGAUGCAUGGAACAUCCUGGACUGGUUCAACCUGAUCAUGAUGAUCAUCACUGUUUGCUACAAGAUUGACACAUGGUCAAAGGCAGGAGGUCUCUUCGUAACUUCGCCGUCGGACUGGAACGACGUCACUCAAGAUCUGUACGCCUCGAACUUCCAUAGUGUUGCUGCAAACGUGCGACAGAUACAGAGCCUCGUUGCCUUUAAUACCAUCCUCACGUGGUUCAAGGCCGUCAAGUACAUCAACAUCAUUCCCUACGUGACGACUUUCAUGCAGACCGUCAGCAUUUCCCAGCAGAAUCUGUGUUCGUGGAUUGCAGUCUUCCUCAGCAGUUUGGCCGGCUUUGUCCUUGCCUUUAGCACGGCCUUCGGCGGUGACGUGUCAGUUCUGCGAACACCGUUUCAGGCUUUCAUUUUCAUCAUGCUGACAAUUCUCGGCAACAGCGACAUGAAGGUGAUCUAUGAUGUGGCGCCCUUUCUCGGAUCUCUGUUGAUCGUGAUGUAUGUUGUGGGCAUUUUCUUCGUGAUUAUGAACCUUUUUUACGCCAUAAUUGUCAGCACACUGUCAGAUGCCAAAAUAGAGGAGGAUGCCAAGCAGAAGAAGAAGUGGGCCGUCCUCCGUGACAGGCUAUCGGACACUUGGAAAGCGUUGAACCAUGGUGGCAAGCUAGAGAAGCAGUUCCGCGCAUGCGUGCCAGGGCUCUACUCUCGGCUGCUAAAACGGCGCAAGAAGGUGGAGCAGCACGAGAAAGCAAGGGACGACAUGGUGCUUGCAAAGCAGAUGAAGGUCAAGAUGCAAGACUCUACCAUUGCCCUGGGCCCCGGGAGCUCGACCUGGGGCCGCCGGCCGAAGCGGCAGCUGGCUACCGUCGCCAUCGAGGACAAGGUGGAGUCCGACAGCGAGGGCUCGGAGCCGGAUCUCGGCCCACUUCGCACGAUGGAUCAGCUUCGAGAUCAGUCCGGAGACAUGAACGAUUUCAUGCAGACGUUUGCCAGCACCGGAUCCUUCCCCAUGCUCAAAGAUGCAGGCACGACCGAUGGCCAGGAAGAUCUCAAAGACGACGCUGUGGAUCUUGUGAUCGAUGCGACCCGUCACAUCGCCAACGGAAUUGUGGAGCGGACUCGCGGUGCCCGUGGUGUCCUCCUGCACGAGAUGCAAGAGUCCAUGGAGGUCCUGAACAACGUCUCAACGGUGCUUGAGGUCUUAGGCAAGCGAACUCGGGACUUGGAAGCGCAGCAGAGACAAAUCCUGAAGAACCUCUGA
Symbiodinium natans is the source of this 2259-nucleotide messenger RNA. NCBI's taxonomy places the organism in Eukaryota, Dinophyceae, Suessiales, Symbiodiniaceae. The record is from the annotation of a GenBank genome assembly.